UUGAGACAGUGAUGCGAAUUACACUAAUGAACGAACUCGAUUGAACAAAGGAAAAAAUAUUAAUCAAUCAAUUGUGAAAGAGGUCCAACGAGAGAGCGAGUUGAGCUCGUGAAGUUGAAAGAUGAUUUAUCAGUCGACUCAUCAAUCCCCCACGAUGUCCUCCAGCCGAAAAACAUCGCCGCGUCCUCAGCACCGCAAGUUCCAGUCGAUGGCUGCUAAAUCAUCGGUGUCUUCUAACUCGAGGGGCAAGAGGGAUUGUGACAGGCCAGCGGAACGUUGUCGGGGUAGAUGUCGCGUUCAGUGGAGUGAGAAGCAUGUCAAAGAGGGCUUGGUGCUUGUGCAGGAGGCACAGCUUGCACGAGUCGUUAAAACUGGUCCUAUUGCUGAACAUUAUGAGAUUGAUCCUAAACCAUUUGCUAGUGGCCAAUGGGCAAAAGUCUAUCGCUGCAGGUCGCGCUCAACAGGUACCCUCUACGCCGCAAAAUACUCAUCCCGGAAUCGAUUCAACACCGAUUGCAGUGCAGAGUUGCGUCACGAAAUAGCACUAUUAUCCCUGUGCUCCCAGUCUCCUCGAGUCGUUCGACUCCAUGAUGUCUACGAGACUCCAAAGGAAAUUAUCCUGGUCAUGGAGUAUGCACCCGGUGGAGACCUGCAGACCCUCAUAGACGGCGACUUGGUGCCACUGGAGGGCGACGUUGUGCAUUUCGUGAAGCAGCUGGUGGAGGGACUCGCCUACCUCCACGAGAGAAAUAUCGCUCAUUUGGACAUCAAGCCUCAGAACCUUGUGAUGAUGGGGAGUUUCCCUGAGUGCGAUGUCAAACUCUGUGACUUUGAGAUAUCAAGGGUAGUGCUUGAGGGAACGGAAGUGCGGGAGAUUCUGGGAACACCGGAUUAUGUUGCUCCUGAAAUCCUACACUACGAGCCAAUAACCCUAGCUGCAGACAUGUGGUCCCUUGGAGUAACUACUUAUGUACUUCUCACUGGAUUCUCUCCAUUUGGUGGUGAGACGGAUCAAGAGACUUUUCAGAAUAUUUCAUUGGGAGAGGUGGACUUCCCGGAGGAACUCUUCGAAGAUAUUUCAGCACAGGCGAAGGACUUUGUCGCCAGUCUUCUCGUGCUUGACCCAAGUGCACGGAUGUCAGCGAAGCAAUGCCUGCGCCACGAGUGGCUCCGAGGUGCGCCAACCCAAGCAUCUCCACACCUCCGAAAAUACCUCUCAAAAUCCCGUGAGGUUCUCCUGGAGCGCGUAGUCAGCCGUGAAAAUCUCCGCCGAGCGGCUCUCCUGAGCCAAGCCACCAGUCACGCCAAUUUGACCGAAGCGACAGUCGACCCUGGCUUCAGCAGCCACCUCAGUCAGAGUGAGAUGUGCCUAAACCUGUCCUUAACAGGAAGCCGAGGAAGCUUGACGAGCAGCGAAUGCUACAUGAGUCCUGCCGACUCGCAGACGAGCCUGACCUCCUCUCAAAACAGCUUAGCAACGAGUCAAGCUAGUCUCGCAGCGAGCCAGAGCUACCUUCUCAACAAGGAACAGACCCAAGGACUCCUGAAUCAGGCGCAGAGUCGAUCCCAAGCGAAUCUCAAUCACGUAACACGCAGGGGACUCCUGUCUAGAAUGCGCAGUCUCAAUCAGAUUCAGUCACAAGCGUGUCUCGUCAGCGGAAAGACAGCGCUACAAAAGGAGCACAUGAAUCCCUUGUUCGGUAGUAGAUCUCAGGAGAAACUUUACGGAUUGAAAUGUCUGUCCAAGUCUCAAGGGGUUCUGGACAUCUACAGGAGCCUCGAGUGCCUCCGGAACUCUAGGAAGACGAAGAAGAAGAAUCAGCGAUCGGUCACUGAAGAUCUCCCUAUUUUCAAUAAGCUAGGGUCUGAAGCCUUGUCGACAUCGAUUGGGGCCAUCGAUAAUCCCGAAGAACCGGUAAAAAUCCCUCAAAUUCCACAAUCAAGACGUGAACGUCCAGAAGACAGAGACGACUCGAAAAAUAAAAAGCUGCAAGCGGACAAAUCCCAGAAUCAAACGAUCGUGAAAGAGUCUACCGACAAAAUCGUUGAAGUUAACGUGAAAGACUCGACGUCUGAGGCUGAGGAGAACCUCGACAGCCUGCAAUCAGUGGAGUCUGACACCUUAACUGAGGACUCCGAUGAGACGCCCGUAGAUAAGAACAGACUAUCAGUGAGACAACCCUCGCAUCGUCAGCACUCGAACAUCUCCUCCCACUCCAACAACUCCGGAAAUUCCGACGAAAAGGACGAGCACUCUGACUUCGAGAACGACGAGCCAAAGUACUCCGUCGCGCAACUAGUAUCCGCCUUCAACAAACAUCAAGAAGUGGCGUCGAAAACUAGUCUAGAAGCGAUAAUGAUCGAGAAACGAGUGAAUGAGGUGACUUUUCCAACUGGUCCAAAAGCUCUAAGACUCUUCAUUCCAGACAUAAACAUCACGGAGCGUGGAAUCGUCAGGCGGAAGACGAGUUACAAGCCCAGGAAGAACUGGGAGGAGUUGAGGAAACAGAAUGAGAAGAACGAGGGUCUGAUCAAGGACUUCGACAACGACUCGGGGAAUGAGGACGACGAGGAGUCUGAGACCAGCGAGAGGAUUGAAGACAAGAGUCAAGGGGAUUCGACAGUUGAGGCUUCAGAGAUUAAGAGCGAAGAGAUCCACUGGUCGUCUGAAGAAUUCCCAGGUCGAGGGGACGAGACACUCGAGAACAGGGACACUACCAUCGACGAGAAAUACAAGCACUGCGUUAAUAUUGCUAGAUCCGGGCAGAUAACUAAAGAAUCUAACAACGAGAACGAAAAAGCUGUCGAUAAAGCGCAGAAAUCCGCAACCACUCGAAUCCCAAGAUCGUCCUAUCAGAAGGAACGACUGCCUAACUACAUAUAUCCGGAGAUGAUGAGCCCUCGUGAUGAGCCCUCAAAGUUUUCGAAAGCCCAGAAGGAUCAGGAUAAUUCAGUGAACCUGAAGGAUAUCCUUCAGAGGUCUGACGGCAGUCAAACGGCCCAAAAGGAGAAUCUGGAGAAGCUGAGGAAGAGAACGUCGAUAACCAAGAUCAUUGUGAACGAUAAUUCACCGGGGGAUAGUGACACGAAUAACAAUGGAUUGAGCAGGGCGAAGAGUGAGCCUCCGGUGGUGAUCGUAACUCAAUGUAAGGAGGAUGAUGACAAAGCCGAGGGAAAUCCCUCGUUGACUAGAUCGAGUUCUUCGUCGAGUGAGAGGAGUUCACCGACUCCUUCCAGUGGCCAAUCGGAAUUGUCUGGGGUUUCCUGGGAUAAGGAUGACGGAAAAUCCCAGAGGAAGGUGGCCACCACCUGCGAGAGCUCAAGACCAUACUCAGAUAAAUUGGAGACUAAAAAAGUCCCGUUGACGCCCGAGGAGAGAAGAAUAAGAGGGAAAGUCUGCACUGGUUCUUACACACGUGCAAUGGAGAAAUUCACCAGCAAAAACAGCGACCGAAAAGCCAUAAAUUCAUUGACAACACAGCAGACUGAUAAAACCAGGAGAAAGAGCAGUCCAAAUAUGCCACAAAAUGGAUCCUGAGUUGCAUUAUCUUUCAACAUGGAGAUCUCUCUUUAAAUUGAAUUCUUAUUUCUUCAUUAAGACUGAGCCGGUACCAUAUGCGCUUUUUAUAUAUAUAUAUUAUUCGUUUUUUAUACUCAUGGGCCCUGUGGGACAAACAAAUAAUCGACGUCGACUCGGUGAUAUUUUCUGGAAAGCCUCGAUCUAGAUUCUCUCCCUUGAUUUAUUUCGUACGUUAUAUAUAACGUUUUAUGUCUCUAUUUUAGAAACCGGUUUUUACGAGGAUUUUGAUCCCUUUGAUCUGACAAUUGAUUGAACUAUAACUUACAGACGAUUGAUGACAAUCGUGACACGCACGAAAAACUUUCAUUGAGUAAUGUAGUUGAUUCAAUAGAUAAAUUUAUUGAACUUCUAUUGACACUUGUAUUGGUUUUUGGUAAAUUCUAUUAAAAAAUUUCGUUGCUUCACUGGGCAUUUUUGUAUGGAAAAGUUCAAUAGAAGAUUUUUUUGUAAAAAUCAAUAGAAUUUCAUAUUUCUAUGCAAAAUUUUCUGUAGG
Diachasma alloeum is the source of this 4073-nucleotide messenger RNA. RefSeq names its product serine/threonine-protein kinase GIN4. Gene Ontology annotation, cellular component: nucleus. Lineage: Eukaryota; Metazoa; Arthropoda; Insecta; Hymenoptera; Braconidae. Gene Ontology annotation, biological process: positive regulation of apoptotic process; protein phosphorylation; intracellular signal transduction. The record is from RefSeq and is a predicted model, not a curated record. The transcript has 6 exons. The coding region runs from base 122 to 3538 and encodes 1138 amino acids. Gene Ontology annotation, molecular function: ATP binding; protein serine/threonine kinase activity.